UUUUCGUUGAGUGGCGUGGCUCGGCCACUCGACAUCCCCCAUAUUUCUCGCAAAUUUUCAUGGUUUUCUAAAGUUUUCCCAUUUUCCUCUAAUUGAAACGCUUCUCGCCACUUCAUAGCCUAGGCUCAACGGGUUUUCAUCAUGGCGGAGGCAGUAAAACGAGAGUACGAGGCGUCGUUGUCCGACCUGACUUUCAACAGUAAACCGCUGAUCAACAUGUUGACGAUGUUAGCCGAAGAGAACGUGAAAUACGCGAAGCCAAUCGUUGAGGUCAUCGAAUCCCGACUACAGAAGGCCAAACCCUCUGAAAAACUACCUGUCCUGUACCUCAUGGAUUCGAUCAUCAAGAACAUGAAGGGUGCUUAUCUCGAGGCGUUUACCCCGAAUAUUGUACAGACAUUCUGCAGUGUGUUUGAAAAGGUCGACGAAAAAACCAGACAGUCCCUUUUCAAACUGCGGAUGACUUGGGCCAGCUUCUUCAACCCCAAGAAGCUGUACGCCAUGGACCUCAAGGUCAAGGAGUUGGACCCGGCAUGGCCAGUGGUUGCUGACCCCACCGCCACCCAGCCAGCAGCUAUUCAUGUCAACCCCAAGUUUAUUAAAAAGCCCCAGGCCGAUGCUACGCCCAAGACAUCACAGCCAGCCGCCACCGCUACCCAACUGACCACCACCAGCAUACAGCUGACAGCGGUGGAGCUGGCCGAGCGCAAGAAGAAAGAGAGCGAGCGGCAGGAGAUGGAGAUGAGGCAGCAGCUGAUCAAGAAGCAGGAGCAGCUGCUGGACCUGCAGAAGAAGCGGCUGGAGUUUGAGCUGCAGCAGACCCAGAGCAAGCUGGAGGAACAGGCUCUUGAGCUCAAGCAGAAAAAUGAGCAGCUCUUAUUCCAGCAGCAAGCCCUUCAGCAGCAGCAGUCCCUUCAACAGCAGCAAUCUCUUCAACAGCAGCAACAGCAGGCAGCCGCAGCAGCAGCAGCUGCCGCUGCAGCAACCUGGCCAGGUGUCCCUCCUCAGCAACCACCUCUCAUGUGGCCCGGUGGACCACCCAUGCUGCCUGGAAACAACGGACCGCCCAUGCUUCCAGGUCACAAUGGCCCCGGACCCCCUAUGCCGAUGGUUCAUGACCAAUCUAUGAUGCCCAUGCACAACCAGCAGCAGCAGCAGCAGCAGCAACGUCACAGGCAACCGCAGCAAGUGUAUUUGCCGCCGCCACCCGUGCCGCCAUUGGGUUUGGUUAACCCGCAGGCUGCACCGCCCAUGCAGCCUGUUCUCCCAAUGCAACAGGUACCACCAGCCCAACAGGUUCCACCAGCCCAACAGGGCCCUAAGGCGGCAUCGGUUACCCGAGACCCUCGCAUUGCUCGUGAUCCCAGACUUGCUCGUCGUGAUCCAAGGAUUCGAGGUGCUGCAGAUGCCACCCCCGCCGUUCCUGCAUCUAUUGCUCAAGCUGCUCCAGUUGUUGCCACUGUACCCCCGGUCCAAAGCACAGCACAGACACCUGCCAUUGCAGUCGCCAAUCCACCGUCCGUGCCUCAAGCUACCUUAAAAGACACCUCACAGGCCACUUCUAAUCAGCAACUGAGAAGCGUGGUCACUGUCGCACCAUCACAGCCUAGCUCCAAACCAACUCCCAAGUCGCCAACCAAAGGAAAGGUUGCUAAAGACAGUAAAGCCAAAGACACAAAGCAGCAAGCUGCCCAGAAACGAGAAACAAAGCCCGACAAUAAGCCAGAAACAAAGCCAAGCGACAAGAAUGACUCAAAAUCAGAGGUCAAGCCGAAAGAGACAAAAGCAACGGAGUCUAAAUCAGAGGGCCAGAAGCCCAAACCAGAGGUAGUUGCCAAACAAGAUAAAUCAAAGGACACGAAAUCCAACGAUCGAUCACCCCGCCGUUCAAGUGACGAGAAGAAGGAUAACAGAAGCGACAGCAAAAGCAGAGACUCCAGAAGCUCCCGGGAACCAGAGCGAAGGACCAGCAGGGACUCCAAGAAGGACUUUGAUAAAAGAGAUAGCUGGUCCAGCAGGGAACGGGAUAGUAGGGAACGGGACAGAGACUACCAUGACCGACCCAAAGACAGGGUCGGCGGCUCCAGGGAACCAUCCAGGCUGGCGAUCUCCAGACGCAGAUCCAACAGGUCUCGCUCGCGAUCAAGAUCACCAGUUUCUAGAUCACGCUCCCCACGUGGAUCCGAUAAGAGUCGCGCAACCUCACGUGCAGACCCAAAGGUGGACAAAUUUGGUCGGGAUUUGCCUCGCCCUGUCAAAGAAACAAAGGAGGAAAAGAAACCAGAACCGGCCCCUGACAGUCGCAAGAAAGAAGACGACGGCCGCAAGAAAGACACUGAUGAAAGUUGCAAGAAAGACAUUGAUGAACGGGUGAAAUCGAGACGUAGUAGUAAAGAAAACGUGCCAGAUAUCAAAGCAGAGAACAAACUGAAUCAGGGGAAAUCAGAGAAAAGAAGGUCACCUUCUCCGGAUAAUGAAACUGACAAAGAAACCCAGUUGAAAGAAGAGGCACCUAGUAAGCGACCGCGGUUGGACGAAGAAACGCCACCGGACAAAUCACCACCUCCCAAAAAGGAUCCUGAAACUAAAGACAAGGACAAUCAGCAAAAGGAGAAGAAGGCCAAAGGCGAAGACAAAUCAGGCGAUAAGCACCCGCGACCGCGCCCACUGAUGGAACUUCCACCGCCACGCCUGGCCGUUGAGCCUGGUGGAUGGAGAAAAGACCAUCCUCAUCCCCGUGAUCGACUGGAGCAUGAGAGAGAAAUGAUGUCCCCUCCUGGAGGAUGGCGGGACAGGCCGCCGUCCAGACGAAGACUCAGCAUUGACCCGAACGUCCACAUUCCAAAGGAGUUGUCGCUGGAAAAGCAUGCCUUCAUUUUACAGCAGGCAGAAAAGCAACUCCAUUCUGGCGAGCUGACCCACCAGCAGCAUCAAGAGCUUUUGCGGGAGUUGUUUGAGUUGCACCAAAUCCAGAGACAACAGAAGGACGAUGAGUACAUGCAGCAGCACCCCCAUGAUCCGCCUUUCAGAAAGCACUACCCGGAUGAUCCCGAAAUGCGUCAUCAUCCGAGUUGGCAUACAAGUCACAGGCAAGGUGGCGUGUGGCCACCAGACAAGGACAUAGACCACAGGAGGUCAUCGGCUCAGGAUGUGGACAUGAGAGUCUUUGACCCCGCACACCCGAUGCAUGCUGCAAUGUCCAAGUCUAGAGGCGAGGACCCAGUGAAAUCGGGUGCAAAACCACACACAGAUGAGCAGUUGAAGCUGCCCAGUACUGACCAGGAUGAAAGGACCAGGAAUCCCGUCCAUAAGGAUCGUGACGAUAGAGUAAGAGGCCCGCCUGCUAAGAAUGUGCUCCCAUCAGCACCUCUCAAGUCCAUUUUGAAAACAGGAAAGUCGGUACCACUUGAGAGUCCCUUGUCACCGGAGCCUGAGGAAAAACGUGGCAACGAUGCAGUGACCAAAACAGUUGUUGAAGGGACUCCAGAAAAAGCCAAUCUGUCUGGGCAGGAAGACAAGCCUGCAAUGGUGUCUAAAGACCAAGAGUCUCCUGUCUCAGAUGAGACUAAGACCAUUGCACCACAGGUAAUUGAAACAAAAGACACUUGUGUGGCUGGAAAGGGUAAAGGCAAGAAGAAAAACAAGAAGAAGAAAAAGAAGGGCGCAGGCAAUGAAGCUGAGGUCCACGUUGAAGUCUCAGCAUUUGAGGAGAAUCUUGAAAUAAAACCCCCAGUUUUCAAUGAGAAGAAAGUCCAACCAUUGAUGGACAUGGACGAGCGCCGAAAUUCAACAGAUAAUGAACCAGCUAAUGUGCUUCCUGCUCCAUUCAGAGAAGCAGAUGAUUUAGAGGACUUAUUCCCGGCUGGAAAAGAUCGUGAUGAGCGUCAGGGUCCAGGACAUCAAGUCAAUCAAGACCGUGCUGAAAGAGGCAGAAUGCAACCUAGAGAAGGGCCUCCUGGAGAUGGUCCACCGAGAGAUGGUCCUUACAAAGAGGGCAUACGCAGGGAUCGUCCACCAAUAAUGGAUCAAAUCAGAGAAGGUCCUCCGAGGGAUCCAAGACUUCGUAAAGGUCCCCCUGAAAUGGAGCCAAGAGAUAUGCCUCCAAGACAAGGCCAAUUGAGAGAUGAAAGAUUGGGAGAUUUUCCUUCAAGAGAUGCAUAUCGAGAAUCCAUGCCAAGAAAUCACCCAUACAUGGACCGACAUCCUAAUGAACUAUCUAGAGAGGGUCCUUUUAGAGAUAGACCACCUGGGGAAGGACCUUUCCGGGAAGAACCCCCGAGGGAUCAUCUUUCAAGAGGAAGCCCUCCAAGGGAAUUGCCUUUCAGGGAUGGUCCACCAAGAGAAGGUCCACUACGGGGAGGUCCAAGAGAUGGUCCAUUUAGAGAGGGUCCCCCAAGAGAAGGCUUCUUCAGAGAUGAAAAUGGUCGAGAACACCAUUUUAGAGAUAUUCAUCCAGGAGAAGGUCCAUUCAGAGAUGGCCCCUUCAGAGAUGGACCGCCAAGACAAGGUCCAUUCAGAGAGGGCCCUCCAGAAUGGAACACAUAUGAGGAUGACAUACCAAGAGAAAGACCUUUUAGAGAAGGUCAUCCAAGGGAAGGCUUAUUCAGAGAAGGACAUCCAAGACACGGCCCAAUUAGGGAUAAGUUGUUUAGAGGUGGUCCCCCAAGAGAAGGUAUGCUGCCAGAUGAACCUCGGAGAGAGGGCCCAUACAGAGAAAGUCCACCUCGAGAUUGGCCGUUCAGAGAUGGGCCACCUCGAGAUGGGCCGUUCAGAGAUGGGCCACCUCGAGAUGGGCCAUUCAGAGAUGGGCCACCUCGAGAUGGGCCGUUUAGAGAUGAACCACCACGAGAUGGGCCGUUCAGAGAUGGGCCACCUAGAGAUGGGUCAUUCAGUCGAAGGGUUCCCAGGGAGGGUCCAUUCAGGGAUGGCCCACCAAGGGGUAGUCCACCAAGAGAAGGCCUUCUUAGAGAUGUUCCACCAGGAGAUGAGCCCUUCAAAGGACGACUGCCACCCCAUGAAAGACCGUUCAGAGAAGGCCUGAUCCGGGAAGGUCCUCCAUUCGAAGGUCCACUCCGAGAUGGUCUUCCUAGAGACAGCUCGUUUAGAGGUCAACCAAGAGAUGGUCCCUUCAGGAGGAGCCCGCCAAGAGGUGAACCAUUUAGGGAAGGUCCCCCUAGACCGUUACCAAGAGAUGGCCCCCUUAGAGAUUUUGAGGAAGAUUGGGACCCGAGACAUGGCCCACCACGUGAUCCACAUGGCCCUCCACGUGAUCCACAUGGCCCUCUGCGUGAUCCCAGAGAAGAAAGAUAUCCUGUACCACCCAAGGAGAUGCAACCAAGACCUUUAACAACAGACUUCCCUGGAGAAGCCCCAUUGCCCAUGGAGAGAUUUGGAGGUCCGCCAAGAGGAGGACCUGCCAGGGAGGGCCCUGGACCAUUGCCCCAAACGGACAAGGAUGAUCGCCUGUCUCAACUGAAGGACCUAAAGUCUGCAGAGCAUUUAACAGUAUCCCUGCCAGUGGAGAUUCAUGGUAAACCUCCAGCAUCUACAGAACCCUUAGUGUCUGUACCUCAUUCCGGGGCUCUGCUUCUACCAUCCAUAAACCCUGCCAUAAAUAUUCCUCCAGGCCUUGGAGUGCCCAACCUCGGCAUGGUUCCCAUCCUUGGGCAGGGAAUCAAUCCAAGCAGCGUCAUCCCUCCAAGCAGCAUGAUCCAGACGACAGGUCUUCAUGUGAAUGCUCCUAGGCCCACUUUCUUCAACCCUGGGCAGCCAGGCGGACUGAUGAUGGCCGUCCCUGGGCAGCAGAGGCCCGUGUUUGUACCUGGUAUGCCGCAAGGCUUCCCCCAGCACGCCCCGGGUGUUAGGCCAGAGUUUGAAGGCCAGCAGCUGUUGGACCUGAGGGGCUUCUCUCAACCUCCUCCUGGGAUGCCUAAUCCUGCUUUGAUGGGAGCACCACACCUUAUUCGGCCAGACAAUCCUCAAGGAACACCACCCCCUCCGCCCGUAGCACCUCUGGACAUCAAUUCACUCUUUGCCAAGCUGGUGUCAACAGGAAUCCUUCCCCCCACUAGAAGCGACUCACCAGUGGUACAGGGUACAGAAACGCCGCCCCCCACAGGGCCCAAGGAGGAACCAGACCCCGUUGAACCUGCAGAGAAUGAGGAUCUGUUUGUACCAGAGCUUGGACUCUACCCAGAGGAACUCAAAUGUCGGUACGAGGGUGUUAUCAAUCGCAUCUACACAGGCACGCAGUGUUCAUCUUGCGGUAUGCGCUUUGUUGUCGACGAAAUGGACAGAUAUCGCAAGCAUCUGGACUGGCACUUCCGUCAAAAUCGUCGGGACAAAGACGGCAUGAAGGCCGCCCAGAACAGGAAGUGGUUCUACGAGGUGGACCAGUGGCUAAAUUUUGAAGAAAUCAACGAAUUGGUGGAAGAGAGGAGUAACUUCUUUGAGUCCCUGGCGUUGUUGAAUGACCAAACUGACAAAGACGGUGUGCACUGUGUGGCCAUUGAUGCAAGCAUUGAAGGCGAUGAGAUGUGCAGUCUGUGCCAUGAGCCGUUUGAGCAGUUCUUCGAUGAGGACGAGGAGGUGUGGAAGUUGAAGGAUGCCAUCAGGUUCAACAGGAGGACCUUUCACCCUGGCUGUUACGAGGACGCAAAAGACGCUGCUCUUCUGGAAACCCCAACCCCAGGCGAGGAUGGACUGAACAGUUCAUUUGAUGUGACGUGGAGUCCGUUAUCAGCGUAUUCUCAGAAAGGUGCAUCAGCAGCUUCACAAUCAGCGGAGAAGCUGACGAACCUGAAAGACAACAACAACGAGCCGAGCUCCCCGACCGCUGAGCAACCCCAGUCAGCAGCCCAGACAACAGACGUAAAGAGAGAAGUCGGAGGUGACGUCAAGCCAUCCACUACUCCACCUACGUCAACAGCUCAACCAGUUGAUCCACCAGAAGUCAGCCAAAGUCCACAAAGCGCUUCAGCGGCUGUGGAAUUGAAACCCACGCCGGCAGAAAAAUCAGCGGAUCCACUGAAUGAUAGCAGUGCAUCAACCACGCAGUCAGCGGACUCUCAAGUCGCCUACGAGCCUUCAGCAGACACUGUUGUUAAAAUGGAGACAAGCACAAGCAAUGACAGUCAGAGCUCAACUGCAGCGGAAGAGGUGGAUCAACCAAUGGAGACUGCUACAGUUGCUGAACCUAGCGUGACUGUAAAGCAAGAACCAACUGAGGUAAGCGGAGUACAGGCGGAGCCUUUCGUUGACCCCGAAGUCAAAAUGGAGGUCGACGCAGUUGAAAAUCAUCCACAAGAUGCAGCAGUUGAGGAGAAAAUGGAAGUUGAAGACGCACAGCUUGUUGCUCAGGACACUGCAGCGGUUGAGCCAGCGCCAGGAGUGGAAACAACUUCCGAGAGUGUAUCAGCUGCAGAGACAAUCGUGAAGCAGGAACCAGUAGACGAACAGCCAGAAAACACGGCUGAGACAACCUCAGAGACCAUAGCCACUGUCGAGGCAAAACCAGAAAUAUCUGAACAGAGCCCGUCAGAGUUUUCCCCCGGCCUAACGCCGGGGCAGUCCCCAACGGGCUCAACCCCAGUCAGGGAUGAAGAAGAACCACCUACUCUUCCUACAGAAUCAGAACCAGUACAAACCGAAACCGGCGAAGUACAGCAUUCUGAAACGGCAACCGCCGAGCUAAAAUCGACUGAAGCGGAACCGCCGUGUGAAACACCACCCAGUGCUGAGCAGGCAGAGGCCAGUACCGAGGCCCAGCCCAAGCCAGCCGAAGAUACACCCAUCUCUGAAAAUCCUACUCCAGAUCCGGAAACUAAAGAAAGCCAACCAGAAACUGUGGCACCAACUGCGUCACUGCCAGAGCCCAGUACCGACUCAAAAGAGAGUGUGGACACUGUGACGGCACCCGAUACGGAAAGCCAGACAGAGAGCGAGAAACAGUCCUCGACGACUACCCCAGUGGUGAGCGAGGUGCAGAACAUUCAGGCCAUCAGUGUGAUAGGGAGGACUCGGUCAGAUAUGCAGAGACGGAGGGAUAUGUUCUUUAGGUGAUCCCGAAUCCAACUAUUAGCAGUGUAGUAUAUUUUGAAUCAAGGGUUGAUUUUUUUAAAAUCCUGUAUAAAGAUUGCAAAAUCGCCAAUGAUUUUUGUUAGUUUGAGACUCGGUUCUCCCAUAAUACAAAGUGUAGUUUAACAAAUGUACAGGGAACAAGUUGUAAAAAGAACAAAAAUAUUUUGGAAGGGUCUGUAACGGAUUGUUUUUUGAGGGGGGUAGAGUGAGGAGUUGAGUAUCUACUUGAACAGCCAGUGCUUUUCAAUGCAAACCUCUGGUCACAUUAUUCAUUCACAUACUCAGUCACAUAUCCACUGGAAGCAGCUCAUUUGACCAGGCAGUGCAUUCCUAAGAGGAGGCUUAUGGCCCCCUCCUCCCCCCCCCCCCCUACUUGUGUUCAAGAUUUGGUAACAGAGUGAUAUUUGAUCUUCUGAUCCAUAAUUUGAAGAGAAAAAAAGACCAAAUAAAAAAAAAAUACAUGUAUUGACAUAUCACUAUCUUUUUCUUGGUUUUUAUUUUUGUUUAUAUAAAUGUCGAAAGUACUAUGUCGAAGGUUAAUGGGAUUGUAUCUGGUGAUCAUUUGAUUUUCAUCGUCAUUUUUUGUCUAUAAUAAUUUGUGGGAACAACGUAAAAUAUUUGGUGUUGCAUAUCUUUCUCUCUUUAUGUUUUGCUUCUUGUCCUUGACAUGCAUAAUAAUAUUCUCAUUAAUGAAAAUGGCCAAUGUUUCAUAUCCUAUGAUGUCCUUUUACUUGCGCGAUAAUUUUUGAUUUUUGAAAUUUUUAUCCAUGCUAUUUGCUGGUGUUUUUAAAUCGGGGAAAAAAAUUGAAGCAAAAAUCAAGCAAGGUUCCAGAUUGUUAGAGAUUU
This is a messenger RNA of Patiria miniata (bat star), 8925 nucleotides long. RefSeq names its product pre-mRNA cleavage complex 2 protein Pcf11-like (gene pcf11). NCBI's taxonomy places the organism in Eukaryota, Metazoa, Echinodermata, Asteroidea, Valvatida, Asterinidae. Gene Ontology annotation, biological process: termination of RNA polymerase II transcription. The record is from RefSeq and is a predicted model, not a curated record. Gene Ontology annotation, molecular function: mRNA binding; RNA polymerase II complex binding. Gene Ontology annotation, cellular component: mRNA cleavage factor complex; cytoplasm.